Mercenaria mercenaria is the source of this 12126-nucleotide messenger RNA. RefSeq lists its product as uncharacterized. The transcript is spliced from 8 exons. Bases 154 to 2739 code for a protein of 861 amino acids. Gene Ontology annotation, biological process: regulation of apoptotic process. The record is from RefSeq and is a predicted model, not a curated record. Lineage: Eukaryota; Metazoa; Mollusca; Bivalvia; Venerida; Veneridae.
CACAAAGUAUAUUAUAUUUACGUAUUUUGUAAGACUUCCGAAAUGAUAAACUGUUUAAAAUCAUUACUACCUUGUAUGUGUUUAUGAUAUUGUAAGUGUUGGAGGAUAUAAACGUUUCAUGUAAAGCUCUUAAUUUUUGCCUUAAGCACAAAGAUGGCAUCAUCUCUCAACACAGAAAAUGAAGAAAUUGUAAAUGGUGACAAGCUUGACCUUGGUAAAUUUCUAAAGGAAAGACAAAGUCCAAAUCCCUCAAGAGAUAGAAUAGUUCAGAAUUCUCAGGAAAAAUUUAGUCAAAAUAGACAGAAUUCUGCAGAUGCCAGUAAUUUGAGUAGAAGUCAGAAAGAGCGUAAACUUGACGAUUUUUUAAAAAAUAAGCGUAGGCAUGGUAGAAGAAGAGGGAAAAAGAAAUUAACAAUAUCUGAUGUUAGAGCCGAGGCGGCUAAAAUUCUAGAAGAGUUUUUACAAGAGCAACUUUCCCAGCAAGCUAUUCAGACAAGCUCGCCAGAAUAUCAGAGAAUUGUUGAAGUCAGUGUUACGGAGAAUACAACUCCUAGUGGCGAAAGUUCUAGUUAUUUAGCAUCUAGUAGUAAUAUUUUACGCGAAAAUUCUAUUCCAUAUGCGGAUGAAAGUGAUACUGAACUUAAAAAGUCCGAAAGUCUGCCUCAUGACAGUUUUGUAGAACUUCAGAGAGUUGAUGCUCCAGCAGGAUUGCCAAUUCACCAUGAAAAGUCAAGAUCUGCACCUCAUACUCAGGAGGAGGACGAAUGGCGACAACGUCCCAGCAGAAGGUUACCGGGGUUUAUUCAGCCUACACCCCCAGCUCCUCCUGGUACCCCACAUACACCGUCCGAAAAUAGUUCUAAUGGAAGCGCUUCUUUACUGCAUCCAGUGCCUUAUACGGGAAAACCAACCGAUUCCAGUAUACUUUGCUCAAGUGAUUCUUUAGGUACAUUCAACAGUUUAGAAAGGCGACAUUCACCUCCGAAAAAGCCGGUGCCGCCAUCGGCACUAGACGCACUGAACCUUCCGAGCCCACCUUGUUCCCACAGUCGUUCUGCCACUCCUGUUACUGAUGGUGAAACAAGUUAUGGAUCUCCAACAAAACAGUCUUACGUUAAACAGGACAAAAAGAAAAAGUCCGGAUGGAGCUCAUCGAGUGACACAGACAGUGCCGGUAAUCUCCAUAAUCACGGAAGAAAGAAAAAAUCCAUGUUUAAAAAGGCACAGCAAAGAAUGCAAAUUUUCUUUAGGCAGAAGAAGAAUAAAGCAAGCUACCACGAUGAAAUGGACUUUGAUGAUGAAGAUGGAUAUGAAGGAGGUGUAGAUGAAAAAAGAACAAAACCUAAGAAGAAACAUAAAAAACAUAGUAAGGAAAAGCACGAAGCAAUGGAUGUGGCUGAUAAUUAUGUACCUGACGAUGAUAGGAAAAUUCUUGAAGAGAGGCAUAUUCAGAAAAAUAAACGUAUACACCAAACACAUAGCGGAGAAGAUGGAAGGACUGUUAUACGCAGUGAAGAAGUCUCAGAGACUGUCGACAGUAUAGACAGGAAAGAGGUAAAACAUACAGAAAAACACUGGAAAAUGAAAGAGAGUUCAGGACAGGAUGGCAGUAUAUUUGGAAAGCUGCGACGAUUCACGUCACGUGAUAAAGGGAAGAAACAUAGCAUUAAAGAAUCAAAGUCAGCACAUUUUGGGAGAGAUGAAGCUGAUUAUGGUGAGGGCAAUGAAAGCAGUUCAAAAUAUUCUCGUGCAACAUCGGUUCCUGGCAGAGCUCAGCAUACUAGGCCAACACAACUUGGACUGGAUGAAACGGACGAUGCUAACUUGAAAAUGUAUACAAAUAGACGAGGAUUUGAGUUUUCCAAUGUUGACAGUCAAGAACUACAUCCUGGUAUUAGGCAUACAACUGCAACUCAGGUUGUGUGUAGAGAAGAACAAGAAAAGGACAUAAGACGUCAUUCCAGUCACCUUGAUAUUGUUGAUCAUAGCGGACAAAUGAUAGAAAGACUGUACUUUGAUGCUGACGGCAAUGAAUUACCGAAGAACAAGUCCUUCUCUUUCCUUCAGGAGGAAGAUGUACGUGAGCGAGUGAUAGACGAUCAUGGUCGUAGAAGAGUUAUACGAGACGUUACUCAUCGUGAACAUAUGGAAGUUGCUGAAGAGUCUGAGGGAGGUGCUAAAAAAGGAUUGGAUGAAAUGAACGAAGAGGAAAAAGAAGAAUUGUAUGGUAAAAUAGCAAGUAGACUGGCAUCUAUAGGAGAUAAUCUCAUGUCAGAGAGAGAGGAUUCUAGAAGCGCUUCAGCAAGUCCACGAUCCAAGCUGACUGACGAUCAGAAAUCCAGUCCUGAACAAGAAUUUACAAAAACCACUUUGACACCAUUAGAAAUUGAGUUGAGAGAUGAAUUAAGGAAAGUUGCUGAUGAUAUGGAUGCCAUGUUGGAGGCUAAUGCAAAAAAAGCUGCUCUGCACAUUACGGGUCUCGUCACGUACAAUCAUUUCAAGAAUAUCGUUCAGGACUCUGUCGGUCAGGAGCAAGGUUGGGCUCAGGUUGCUGCGGUGUUCCAUAUCACUAAACGUGCCAUGAGGUUGGCAGGGGCAAGCGGGGCUCUUGCGUUGCAGAUCAAAGAAAUGAGCUUGAAGUACAUUGAGGAUACAUUUGCCAACUGGAUUGUCGGACAGGGUGGUUGGGAGAGCAUGCUAUCAGAUGCUGACUCGGAGACAGAUUCAGAGCUAGACUAAACGUGUUGCCAUGUAGUAGGCUAUUGUUCAUCGGGAUCCAGACUUGCGAUGUAUGGGGACAUUUGGCCAUUAGCAUCUAAUAUCAGGGUCACUAGCAUUAAAUGCAGAAUACUCAUAUAUCUCAGAAUUUGCUGUGAAUUGAUUGUAGUCAGAUUCAAGACUGACUUUAAAUGAUACAUAAUUUGAAGAUAAAUUAUGCAGCUGCUGCAUAUGGAAACAAUUUAAGAAGACGAUAUAAUAGUUCCACAGUUAACUUGUGAAAUGUUGUAAAGAACAAACUUAAUACCUUACAAUCUCAUCUAUACGUAUUAGUUUUUCUCAGCCUUAAGAUGGGAAGCUGUUUGAGAAGGGAAAGAAUUUAUGCAUUUAUAUUAAUAUGUUCAUACUAUCUUGUUACUAUUGUCCCAAGAUUAUAGUACAAUUUUUCAGUACCAUCUGAAGGUAACCAUUUUCAGAUUUAUGAACAAGAUAGAUUAUACAGUCUGAUAGAAAAUUUGUGAAAGAAGUAAAAUGAAAGUAAACAGCAAACAUUUUAAUUGAUAUUCUGUGAAUAAAAAUUGCUUUCAAGAAGUAUGUGCAUACUCAAUAAAAUCACAUGUAUGCACCUAUAGGACUUGGAAAGUUGUGUCUAUUUUCAUAUGUAUUUUGGUGGAAACUCAACCACAUGUUACUCCACUUGCCAAAAAUUCAUGUUUGACAUGGCUAAGCUUCCAUUUCUCUCACUUUUAGGGCAGAUUAGAUCAGAUUUUUAGCUGGACUUUUCGAAGAAAAAGUAGAGCUAUUGUACUCGCCCCGGUGUCGGCGUCGCCGUUGGUUAAAGUUUUUGAUAAAGUCAAAUAUCUCUGUUACUAUCAAAGCUAUUGACUUGAAACUUAAAAUAGUUAUUUACGAUCAAAGUCUACACCAGGAGACACAAUUCCCAUAACUCUGGUUUGAAUUUUGACAGAAUUAUGCCCCUUUUUAACUUAGAAUUUUUGGUUAAAGCUUUUGAUAAAGUCAAAUAUCUCUGUUACUAUCAAAGCUAUUGACUUGAAACUUAAAAUACUUAUUUACCAUCAAAGUCUACACUAGGAGAAACAAUCCCCAUAACUCUGUUUUGAAUUUUGACAGAAUUAUGCCCCUUUUUAACUUAGAAUUUUUUGUUAAAAUUUUUGAUAAAGUCAAAUAUCUCUGUUACUAUUAAAGCUUUUGACUUGAAACUCAAAAUAUUUAUUUACUAUCAAAGUCUACACCAGGAGACACAAUUCCCAUAACUCUGGUUUGAAUUUUGACAGAGUUAUGCCCCUUUUUAACUUAGAAUUUUUGGUUAAAGUUUUUGAUAAAGUCAAAUGUCUCUGUUACUAUCAAAGCUUUUGAUUUGAAACUUAAAAUACUUAUUUACCAUCAAAGUCUACACUAGGAGAAACAAUCCCCAUAACUCUGAUUUGAAUUUUGACAAAAUUAUGCCCCAUUUUAACUUAGAAUUUUUUUUUAAAAUUUUUGAUAAAGUCAAAUAUCUCUGUUACUAUUAAAGCUUUUGACUUGAAACUCAAAAUAGUUAUUUACUAUCAAAGUUUACACCAGGAGACACAAUUCCCAUAACUCUGAUUUGAAUUUUGACAGAGUUAUGUCCCUUUUUAACUUGGAUUUUUUUAAUACUGGCAAAGCUCUAAUUCAGAGUCAAGCACCGAGAAAAGUUGAGCGCUGUCUUACGGACAGCUCUUGUUAUGUAAAUAUUUUGUGUCGGCCAUUUCUUGUCAUUGUUGAACUGACAACACUUAACACAUGUUCCGACUUAAUGCAUUUAUACUUUCCAGUCAAGUUGGAAAUAAAGUAUAUAUUUAUUUGAACACAACUGAAUUAUUGUUCUAAUUUUCCUUGAUGUAGGUAUUUGGACAAGUCUAAAAUUAUCAUCAGUUUUUACAAACAUGUUCCUAUACAAGAUUGAUUAAAAAAGGCUUUAAGCUAUUUCAAAACUCUAUUAAAAUAAAACCUCAUGAUAUAUGUGCCUUGGGUACAUGCGGCUAACAUUUUUUUACUUGUUGAAAGCUGUAAAUAAUGUGUCUUGUAACAGAUUUUUUGAAAUUCUUACAUCUACCCUAUGUCAAAAAUUUACAUUGAACUUGGAUAUGAGAAAUAAGUCUUUAGAUCUGCUUGUAAAUAAUGUGUCUUUGAACUGAUUUUUUGAAAUUCUUACAUCUACCCUAUGUAAAAAAUUUACAUUGAACUUGGAUAUUAGAAAUAAAUUUCUAGAUCUGCUUGGUUGCCAUGUCUGCUUGAAGUAGUACUGACAGCCGAUUUUUUCUUCCACUUUUUGCUGCUAACAAAAUAACUCUUAACAAAAAUGUUGUUGUGAUAAAUAUAUUGUAAUCAAGGUGAACAGCUCAAUAUUGUAACAUUGUGAUGAUAGAUUUUUACUCUUGAAGUUGAUCUUUACAUUUGAAAUCAUUUUCAGGAAGCUAAUAAAUUAUCCUGCCAUUUUGUAAUUGUUUGUAGAUAUCUGUUUGUUUCAGUUUAAGAUUGAAAUAUCUUUCACGAGUGAACACCAGAUGCAAGAUUUUCACAAGUUGCAUAACCAAGAGUGAAAAUAUUUGAUAUGGUAUUCAGGAAGAUAUUUUGAGCUUACAUUUAAAACAAGCAAAUUUUCUUUUUAUUUAAUGUUUUGACUAAAUUUACACAUUUUAUAGUUUCUUAACAGUGAAAAAUGUAUUUGAUAUUUUUCACUAUGGAAAUACCAGAUAUAUAUAUUUGUACCCCCCGACAACAAAGUUGUAAAGGGGGGUAUACUGGUUUCAGGUUGUCUGUCUGUCUGUCCGUCUGUCUGUCCGUCCGUCUGUCCGUAGACGCAAUCUUGUGCGCACCAUCUCUCCUUAUCCCCUUGACAGAAUUUAAUGAAACUUCACACAAGUGAUCAGUACCAACAGUAGUUGUGCAUGGGGCAUGUUAGGUUCUUUUAGAAAAAAAAUUUGCAGAGUUAUGGAACUUUGUUUUUUUGUUACUAUACUAUAUACAUAGACACAGUCUUGUGCGCACCAUCUCUCCUCAUCCCCUUGACACAAUUUAAUGAAACUUCACACAAGUGAUCAGUACCAACAGUAGUUGUGCAUGGGGCAUGUUAGAUUAUUUCAGAAAAAAAUUUUGCAGAGUUAUGGGACUUUGUUUUUUUUGUUACUAUACUAUAUACAUAGACACAAUCUUGUGCGCACCAUCUCUCCUCAUCCCCUUGACACAAUUUAAUGAAACUUCACACAAGUGAUCAGUAACACCAGUAGUUGUGCAUGGGGCAUGUUAGGUUCUUUCAGCGACAAAAAUUGCAGAGUUAUGGGACUUUGUUUCUUGUUAACAUACUAUGUACAUACAGUCUGCAUAUGCAAUCUUGUGCGUGCCUAAUCUACCAAACCCUUGCACACAAUUUAAUGAAACUUCACACAAGUGAUCAGUACCAACCCUAGGUGUGCAUGGUGCAUGUUACAUUCUUUUAGAUAAAUAUUCUGCAUAGUUAUGGGACUUUGUUUUUUGUUACUAUACUGUAUACAUACAGUCUAUAUACAUACAGUCCACAUAAUUAUGCAAUCUUGUGUGCAUCAAAUUGCAAUGUACUGUGUCAGUGCAUGCGGGGGGUACAUUCAUCACCUUUAGUGAUAGCUCUAGUUCACUCUAUUUCGAUAAUUCACUGAAAAGCAUGUAAUAAUAGAUAUUAUUGAUUUAGCAAUGUUAGUAAAUUAUAAAUUGAUUUUAUCCAGUUGUUACUACAUCCUCUUGAGUGAUUUUUAAGCCCAGUGAUCUUUUCACUAGUAAUUUGUAGUUAUGUUUUGAAAUUAUAAUAAAUUAUGUUUUGUACAAACUUUUUUUUUUUGCAUAAGUGCUAAGUUUGAAGAUGUCUGUUUUGAAAAAUCAUUCCAUAGUUUAUAUCUAUUUGUUUAAUAUGUUAAAGAUUUUCUAGUAAAACUAGAUACAUGUUUUUUUAAGGAAGUUGAAGAUUUUUAUUAUUAACAAUCUAAAAGUGCAAUUCUUAUUAGAUCAUGUAUUAGGCUGUUGAGGCAUAUUUUUUACUGUUGUUUAGUUCCUAAUUCCUGUAAACCAUAUUGAACUGUUAGAGGUAGAUUCUUGCAUAUUGUAAGAGCAUAAUGAUUAAGGUCAAUGCAAAAGAAGUCUAAGUGCAAUUUUUUAUUAGACCAUGUAUUAGGUUGCCGAGGUAUAUUUUUUACUGUUGUUUGGUGCCUAUUACCGGUGUUCUAUUAUUAAGUUGUAGAGCUGGUUUCUUCCAUUUUGUAAGAGUAUAUAAAAUAUUAUUACUUGACUCCUUAUAUAUAUCUCAGGUCCAUAGUAUGUGCUACAGUUCAAGAUUAAAUUUUGUUGGAUUAAGUCAAAACUUGAAGAAUGUAAAUAUGAAAAUUUAUUUCGGAAUCUGAUGUCCAGAAAUAAAACACUUUAACUGAAUGGCUUUGCUGGUCAGUAGUCAAAACUGUUCACCUUCUGUCCUUCAGACCUCGGGCCAUAGUUUUUGACUACUGACCAACAAGCCAUACAAUAAUUUGUACAUUCAAUUUGUUUAUUGUUUAUACACAUACUGUUGUUUCCUAAAGUUUAUACCUUAACUAAGUGUCUAACAUAUUGAAAUUUACUGUUUACUGGAUGGUUUUAUCUUAAACAGAAAUUGAUGUAUCCGUUACAUUUUUAGCUCGACUAUUCAAAGAAUAGUCUAGCUAUUCUACUCAUCCCGGCGUCGGUGUCAGGGUCGGCGUCACACCUUGGUUAAGUUUUUGCAUGCAAGUACAUACAGCCAUCAAUUAAAGGCAUAUAGCUUUAAAACUUAUUUUUUCUUUUUCUAGGUCAAUUACCAACCUCUCUGGGUCAAGUCCCAUAACUCUGACAUGUAUUUUGAGCAAAUUAUGCCCCCUUUUGGACUUAGAAAAUUUUGGUUAAAGUUUUACAUGCAAGUUACUAUCUCCAAAACUAAUGCAGAUAUUGAUUUGAAACUUCACAUGUGUCUUCGGGGUUAUAAAACUAGUUGAUAGCAGCAAGUCCCUUAACUCUGACCUUCAUUUUGGCUAAAUGAUGCCCCCUUACGGACUUAGAAAAUUCUGGUUAAAGUUUUGCGUGCAAGAUCAUACAGCUAUUUCUAAAAGGCAUAUAGAUUUGAAACUUAUUUUUUCUUUCUCUAGAUCAAUUACUAACCUCACUGGGUCAAGUUCCAUAACUCUUACAUGUAUUUUGAGCAAAUUAUUCCCCUUUUUGGACUUAGAAAAUCCUGGUUAAAGUUUUGCGUGCAAGUACAUACAGCAAUUACUAAAAGGCAUAUAGAUUUGAAACAUUUUUUUUCUUUUUCUAGAUCAAUUACCAACCUCACUGGGUCGAGUCCCAUAACUCUGGCAUGUAUUUUGGGCAAAUUAUGCCCCCUUUUGGACUUUGAAAAUUCUGGUUAAAGUUUUACAUGCAAGUUUCUAUCUCCAAAACUAAUGCAGAUAUUGAAUUGAAACUUCACAUGUGUCUUUGGGGUUAUAAACCUAGUUGAUAGCAGCAAGUCCCAUAACUGAUAUGCAUUUUGGUCAAAUUAUACCCCCUUUUGAACUUAAAACUCUUUUGAUAUUUAACCUUUUUGGGUAAUAUUUUCCUGCUUCUGGGACAAUAUUUCGAAUAGUCGAGCUUGGCUGUCUUAUGGACAGCUCUUGUUGUUAUAAUCACCGUUAAGAUCUGACAAGUUAUCUGGAGUCAUUUUUGAAGAAAAAUAAUUUGGUUCAAAGUUUAUAAAACCUGAGUUUGGAGACCAGUCUUAGAAUGCAGGCUUUCCAUUGGUCAAUUUCAAGAUUGAGUUCAGAAUCUACCAAUCAAAUGACCAAAGAUUUGAGAGUGGUCUCUAAACUUUGGUUUAAAGCUUUAGAACCUAGUGUAGUCUGUUGAUAGAAAACUCUUGAGAACAGUUGUAUGAAACAUCAUUUUGUAUUUUGUGUGUUUUUAAAAUUUUACUCUACAGGUACUGAUAGUAUGUUAAUAAAUGAAGCAUCAUUUUGUAUUUUGUGUGUUUUUAAAAUUUUACUCUACAGGUACUGAUAGUAUGUUAAUAUAUAAAUUUACUGAUAGUAUGUUAAUAUAUAAAUUUUGGUGCAUUUUUCAUGUUUUGAUGCAGAUUUAGUUUUACUGCUAUUAGUAUCCAUCAUAUGAUUGUUUUUUUGUUGUUUUUUUAAUUUCUGUAUAAUCAUUAAGGUAGUUCUUCAUGUUAAUAAUAAAAAACAAUUCUACAAUGUAAAUUUAAUUAAACCUUGGUGUUGAAAAGGUUCAGGACAUACUUUAUUAAUGAAAAUUUGGGAAAUAAUAGAUAGGGGAAAGGGGGUGGUGGGGGGGGGGUGAUUUUUGUGCUACACUAAUUUGAAAAUAUAUUAGAAUUAAGCACAUUUUUUUUAAUGGAAGUCUAUGGGAAAAUGACAAUUUUUAUGACAUUUUCGGAACAAGAAAUUUUCUUACAGUAAAUGAAGAUUCUGGUGAAACUUCUCAUAGUUGUAAUGGAUAUGUAUGUAAUCUAUUAUAUGGUCAGAUAUAAAUGAAUAUGUCGAUUGUGCUUAUGUCUGGAGAUAUUUGCCUGUGAUUGUAAUGUAUAUGUAAUCUAUUAUAUGGUCAGAUAUAAAUGAAUAUGUCGACUGUGCUUAUGUCUGGAGAUAUUUGCCUGUGAUUGUAAUGCAUAUGUAAUCUAUUAUAUGGUCAGAUAUAAAUGAAUAUGUCGACUGUGCUUAUGUCUGGAGAUAUUUGACUGUGAUUGUAAUGGAUAUGUAAUCUAUUAUAUGGUCAGAUAUAAAUGAAUAUGUCGACUGUGCUUAUGUCUGGAGAUAUUUGCCUAUGAUGAAAUAGGCCAGAAAUUUUCAAGCUGAUUUUUAGUCAUUAUAAGGACUUAUAUCAUGGGUCAACUUUUUCAUUGCUUUAUAUUAGCAUAAGAAUGAUAGCGACACUGUCACUUUUAUAAACUUGUACACAAAUGGCCAAGAAUGCAUACAGUGAAAUCAUUAAUAUUGGUGGGGGACUAAUUUUCGUGGUUGAUUCAAUCCACGAAAUUUAAUCCCAACGAACAAGUAAAAUGCCCAUUCAUUUUAUAUUAAAAAGUUGAAAUCUACAAAUUCAUAUCCCCACGAAAUUGCUGUUUUGACCAAAACCACGAAACUUCAUGCCCACGAAAUUGCUGUUUUGACCAAAACCACGAAACUUCAUGCCCACGAAAUUAAAUGAUUUUACAGUAGAUUGGUUUUCAGUUCUGUAUGCUAGGCCCAAGUGUUAUUUAAAUAAAUAACAUUUAUGCCAUGACCUUUUGAUUUAUCAAACAUGUGGAACUACCUUAAUUAGAGUGAUUAGUAUAUUAAAUCUUUUUUUUAAUCAAUUUAGGGCAAACCUUUUUGACAGAUUUGAUCACUUUUAUCAUCACUUUAUAUCAAAUGAAGCAUUUCUACAUAUGCUUGCUGCUGUUUGAUUCUCUCCAUAUUAAAUUUUGCCAUUUUUUUUCUAAUUUUUGUUACACAAGAUCUCGUUAUGUUUUGUUCAGGGAAGAUGUACUUGAUACUUUAGUGAAAAUCAAAUGCCAUAUUACCUGUACUCUGUUGUGGGAUAGUGCGUAGUGCACCAAUAUAAUCAGCACAGUUCCCCCAUACAUUAUGUAUUGCAGCAUAAUAUUCAAAUUGUAACAUUAUUCAUCAUUAUUACACGACACAUUUUAUAAAUCACCAGUCCACAGUGCUAUAUGACUGGCCUAUAUUCAACACAUGUUUACUGGGCUGAUUUGUCAAAAAUUUGAAAAUGAAGUUGUGAAAAAUUUAAUUGCUGAUGUCAUGUAAUAAAAACACUUAUUGAAUGGCUUUUUGGUCAAUAGUCGAAAAAAUUGUACUCUGUACGAAGGACUGGCAAGCAGUUCAAUAAGUGUAUAUUACUGUUUAACCUUUAGCCUGCUAAACUUCUAUAAUGGACUGGUCCAUCAUUCAAUUUGGGCAGUACCAUUUAUCAUUUGAAGGGGUGUUUACUGAAAAUUUACUGACUGAAUAGCGAACAGUGGAGACCAUGAUCAGCCUGUGCAGACUGAUCUUUGUCUGCACUGGUCGCAAAGGCAGAAUAACUUGCCGCUAGCAGGCUAAAGGUUAAACAUUUUUAUAGCGGAUUUUUCAGUGCACUUUCAGUUGUUUUCUGCUAGCAUUUUCUAAGAAUUUUGGGUUUCUUAAAGUUGUUCUAUUUAAUAUUUUAAUGUUUUUAUUCUAAAUAUGCAGUAUAAGAGUACAAGAACAAAAUGACAGCUUUUGAUGGGUUAUUAAAUAAUUUUUUUAUAAUUUAUACCCAAUUAAUAAGACUGUACAGUUAUAUACCAGAUGCAUUGUUGAGGGGAGGUAGACUAGAUGUACUGUCAAUCUUGUAGGAUUCAUAGAUAUAAAUCUGGAAAAAUCCUGCUUUAAAGGUUCUUACUAUGCUCUCUGAACUAUUUAGAUAUUUAAAAUGGAGUGUAAAUUGCAUAAAAACAACAUUUUAUUUAAAAUUUGUAAAUGGAUAAAAAUGUUCAAAAUAAAUGAAAACAAAAUCGUUCAUUGAAGUAAUUCAGAACCAUUUUCAUGAGAUUCGGUGACAGUGUUAUGUUAAUGUUGCAUUUUGUCAGCCAGCAGCUUAAGCAAUCAACAAAUUUUUCAGCAACUUUGUUCUUCAGUUUGAAUAUCUCUCAGGUUCUCUGCUUUAGGCUAUGCAAAAUUAUAAAAACAAUAGUUUUGUUUGCUUCCGCAUUUGAACUUUGUGUACGGUACUGUUUAUUUAAGAAUUCUGUGUUAAAUGGGAACAUAAUUUUUCCCAGUGUGUUUUUUGGAUCAGUUGUUUUUAAACCUUAAUUAUACCAUAGACAUAAAUACAGUUGAAACUCAAUAUCUCGAACUGGCUUAUCUCACAAUUCUGGCUAACUCAAAGAUAUUUUGAAGUCCCAUCCCGAAAAUAAAAUAUCAUUUUAAGUCGAAUUUUGGCUAUCCCUUGGAAUUCGAGAUGAUAAGUUUUGUUUGGAAUUUCUUGUAACUUUGCACCAAGGAUCAGUGUAGAUGAAGAAAGAACAACUUGAUUUAUAUAUAAAACCAUAUUGUUGUGAUAGCUAUUGUAAAAUGAAAAAUAUGAAGUUUUCUAUUCCUUUUACAUUUUUCAUACUUAAUGCAAAAUGUGCUGUCAAUGCAUUCAUUUUGUUGGCGCUGUAUAUUUUACAUGCAGAAGUGAUCAGUUUUUCCGUUGUCCAUUGUAACUAACAAUAUCAGUGGUAAUUUGCAUGGACAUCAUAUGUUCACUGUGAAAAUUGUAACUUUCAUCUUACAUCCAGUAUGUUUGUGUAUGUGAAAUGAAACUUGUGUGUAUUUAUGUGUCACAAAUACCAUACUGUUGUUACAGAUAUUGUUAAUAUAAAAUACUGAAUGCUAA